Molecule: messenger RNA, 1154 nt
Organism: Oryzias melastigma (Indian medaka)
Lineage: Eukaryota; Metazoa; Chordata; Actinopteri; Beloniformes; Adrianichthyidae
Gene: vps25
Product: vacuolar protein sorting 25 homolog
Exons: 6
Coding region: 81-605 (174 amino acids)
Biological process (GO): protein transport to vacuole involved in ubiquitin-dependent protein catabolic process via the multivesicular body sorting pathway
Cellular component (GO): ESCRT II complex
Molecular function (GO): structural molecule activity; protein homodimerization activity
Source: RefSeq, a predicted model, not a curated record
AGUUUGUGGUCAGUCGGAACUAUUUGUGUGCCGGAACCAUUUCCGGAAGCUGUCAGCUUUUGUGCACCGCGUCCACUGCGAUGAGUUUCGAGUGGCCCUGGCAAUACAACUUUCCUCCGUUUUUUACACUACAGCCCAAUGCUGACACCAGACAGAAACAACUGGCGGCCUGGUGCUCCCUGGCUCUGUCCUACUGCCGGCAUCACAAGCUGUACACCCUGGAUGUCAUGGAAGCACAAGAGAGCCCCAUGUUUAACAACAAGAAGAUAGAACGAAAACUGUCAAUCGAAGCGAUUCAAAUUGUGUUUGAGGAGCUGAGAAAAAAGGGCAACCUGGAAUGGUUGGACAAAAAUAAGUCGCGUUGUUUAGUCAUGUGGAGACGACCGGAGGAAUGGGGCAAAUUAAUAUACCAGUGGGUUUCCAAAAACGGGAUGCUUAACUCUGUGUUUACACUUUAUGAGCUCUCCAACGGAGACGACACUCAAGAUGAAGAGUUUCACGGGUUGGAAGAAUGGAUGCUGCUGCGCUCUCUGCAGGCGCUGCAGACUGACGGCAGAGCAGAGAUCAUCACCAUGGACGAUGGGAAAGGUGUCAAAUUCUUCUGAAGGGACGCUGGAACUCUCAGUGCGUCUGCCGGCCCCUCGUGUCAUACCAUUGAUCCAUCGAUGGCUUCGUCAGGUGCACCUCCACGCCCAGCCAAACGGAUGCGUCGUUGUCGCCUUUUAGUUCUUUUUUCCAGACAUAAAAUCUCCAUGGAAUCAUAAGAUGGUCAAUAAAGGUGACAACUCGUCACCACAUCAACACGCGAUGAGGGGAAUUCAUUUUAUCUUGUCUAAAUACUUAACGGGGAAAGAUUUUUGUUUCCCUAUCAGCUGUAACUUUUCUCUUAUUAUUGUUUCUCUGUUAACACAUUUAUCAUCAUCUCGAUCCCAAACAGCUCUCAGAAUAUAUUGACACCAGGUGGACUUAAUUUUCCCAGAGAAACAAUGCUUCCAGAAGAGGAGCAGGAGCGUGUCUCGUCUCCGCUGCACACAAUUAGUGGAUCCGAUGUACAGGUGGCUGUCCUCCUAUUAUCAUGCUGUAGCUACUGUGAUGCUCCUGUUGUCUCCUUUUCUUUUUUCAUAUCUGGUAGGAGAAUAAAUAAGACUUUCUUA